Messenger RNA from Musca vetustissima, 513 nucleotides. RefSeq lists its product as uncharacterized. The transcript is spliced from 4 exons. Bases 1 to 513 code for a protein of 170 amino acids. The record is from RefSeq and is a predicted model, not a curated record. NCBI's taxonomy places the organism in Eukaryota, Metazoa, Arthropoda, Insecta, Diptera, Muscidae.
AUGACCAAUCGUAGCCACCAGCAAAAGCGAAAAUAUUUCCAAUUUAUAAAUACCGAAGUUGACUAUAAUCGUGAAUACGUCUCCAAUUACACCCUCUAUAUUGGCAAACGGAAUUUAACAUUAAAUUUCGAUCUGCUUGUUAAGCGGAAUGUAACCCAUCCAAUUUGGAAUCUGCUGAGGGUGGAUACGAAAUUCAAUAAAGAUGAAGAGUGGCAUAAAAUUAUGGGUUUCGAUGUGAAUUUUUGUGAGUUAUUAGAGCAGACCAAGGCGCCGGCAUUUUAUUUGUUAAAUAUUUGGUUAAAUAAUGUUCUGAAAUAUGGUACACUGCCAAGGCAGUGUCCGGUGUUGGAGGGCCACUAUACCUGGCGUGAUUUUAAAUUGGAUAAGAAUAGCAUACCGCAAUUCAUUGCCUGUGGUUACUAUCGCAUAAAUGUCGUAAUGUAUCAGAGACGAGAGGGUCGACGGGAAAUGCUAAUGAAUUCAACAAUUAAUGUGUUAGUAAGGGUUAAAUAA